Molecule: messenger RNA, 1439 nt
Organism: Drosophila obscura
Lineage: Eukaryota; Metazoa; Arthropoda; Insecta; Diptera; Drosophilidae
Gene: Rad60
Exons: 6
Coding region: 90-1328 (412 amino acids)
Biological process (GO): cytokine production; positive regulation of transcription by RNA polymerase II
Source: RefSeq, a predicted model, not a curated record
UAAAGUGGCAGCGCUGUCACAUACAAUCGGUCAUCGGAAACAGGCGUCUUUUAAACAAAAUAAAGUAUAAAUUUAAAUUUCACGACAAAAUGUCUGACGACGAUUGCGACAUAUUCAGCUCUUUGCGAAAUGCUCGCGUUAAAGAAAUUCCCAAGCUGGUUUACAAUCCGUCCAAUGAAUCGUUCUCCAAGGAGUUUGAGGAGUCUGAGCUGCUCGACCGCCAUUCCACUACCAAGAAAGUUAGCAAAGUAGCCAAAUUGAAUGACACAGCCACAGUCCAGCCCAAGGGAAGGGGCCGCAAGGGCAAGAAAAAUCUGAAGGAAGAUGACAAGCCCCCCAUAGCGGUGGCUGCAACAGUCGGGCAACCAGAAGAGCCGUCACGUCCUCUCUCCCCCAUCUCCCAAUUGAUAUUGGAGAUGGAGCAAAAAAAGGCUAAAGCAGAGAAGGAGAAAAUCGCAGGGCCCGUGUCCAGGCGUACCCGCUCCUCUGGGAGCAAAGUGGAGAAACCUGUGGUCGAGAAGCCAUCACCGCCCAAGCGGAAAUCACGGGGAAAAAAAAUCGACAGUCAAUCAAAAUCCACUGUGCAUGCCUCAAGGCAGAUCUCCAUAAUGGAAUCUUUGAGUGGUGCCAUUUCCGUACCAAUGCCCACCAAUCGGCGGCAACAGAUGGCAGAGAAAGCAGCGCGAUCUACCGUACUGGAUACCAUUGACUUGGCAUCAGCUGUGGCACCACGUGUCGAGGGUUUUGUGAAUCUUGACUCUGAUGACGAGGCCGCGGGCUCUGCACCAGUGGAGGAACCAAACGUUGAAUCUGAGAAUGCACCCAUGGAUAUAGCCUUGUCCUGGCUGGGGGAGAUUCAGAACUACAAGUUGCGGCAGCAUCGCAAGUUUGCACACAUGUUCAAGGAGGUGGCCGAGCGCAAUGGCGUGAAUGUGGACGAUGUUGUGAUUGACAAGUACGAAACUCUGGUGGAUCCCACCGAUACGCCCCACAGCAUUGGUCUCAUGAAGUUUCACACCCUAAAAGGUCGUGCAAUAUGUUCGAAUAACAGCCACAAACAGGAUGCCGCCGCUUCCUCCGUUUUGCUAAAGAAGACACACAAAUUUCAUUUGAAAGUUCAGGGGGAUAUGUUCAAGCGGCCCCUGUUGAUAGGCAUGAAGAAGAAGGAUGUCUUCAAAGUAUUGUAUCUCAAAUGUGCCGACGAGCUUGACUGCGAUGUUCGUCUGGUGAAAUUAUUCUUCGAUGGCGAACUACUGGAUCCCGAUGAUACGCCCAAAGCCCAGGAGAUGGAGGGCAAUGAAAUAAUUGAUUUGAAAUUGAAGACUUAAGAGAGCCCUUAGCCUUAUAUGUAUUAAAAUUCUUUUGCUUUGAGCUAGUUUCAAAUUUUGGCUUAUUUAAAUGAGUAUUUAUUAAUGUUACUAGAAAAUAUAAGUCUGAUA